GGGUCAUUCACAGUCUUGCUGCUCCACUCUGACGGCGUGUGCUGGAGGGGAAGGGUGUAGCAGCAUAUGACUACAGUCUUAUUAAAGAACAAACGUCCUAAUCAAGAUCGUUUUCAGAUAUAGUAGAGAGGAUUCUCACGAAAAUCACCCCGACAUAUACAGGAACCGUGAGUUCAAGUGCCAUAAGGUGUCGGUGACUGUUGAUUAGCGGCUGCGUUAGCUGUUGUGCUAACACCUCGUUUACAUCCACCGUCAUCAGACAGCAUCAGUCCAGCACCAGACCCACCACUUGCUGCACUCCUGCGAGCUUCCCUCACGCUUUAGGCAUCCGUUAUUGAGUUGAUUUGCCCACACUGGAAAGGUUGUCGAAGUUGAACCCCUCCCUGUGACUUCUGUGCUCCCCCGUCACCUUUGCCCCCCUCUUUCACCCGAAACACUGGACACACACAAGCGGCCGGAGAACGGCGAGAGGCCCGUGAAGCUGGGGGUGAUACCGGACUCGCACGCUGUCGGAGAAAGGCACAGUCGUGGGGACGCGCCGACGAACAUGGACGGGUUGGCGGUGGAGGUGCGCGGCUCCAACGGGGCCUUCUACAAGGGUUUCAUCAAGGAUGUACACGAAGACUCCCUCACAAUAGUCUUUGAAAACAAUUGGCAACCGGAGAGACAGCUGCCGUUCAGUGACGUGAGGUUGCCGCCCCCACCCGAUUACCACAAGGACAUUUGUGAGGGUGAUGAGGUGGAGGUUUACUCCAGAGCCAAUGAGCAGGAGCCCUGCGGCUGGUGGCUGGCGAGAGUGAGGAUGAUGAAGGGAGAGUUCUAUGUGAUCGAGUAUGCAGCCUGUGAUGCCACAUACAACGAAAUUGUCACAUCAGAACGAAUCCGUCCAGUCAAUCCUAACAGCCCCUCCUCUCAAAACUCCUUCUACAAAGUCCCCAUCGCUGUACCCGAGGAUCUCAGAGACAUCUGUUUAACUGAGAACAUCCACAAAGACUUCAGGAAAGCAAUUGGAGCCAACUGCAUCUUCUACAACACCUGCACACACCAACUAAUUGUCCUGUCCAUAAAUGAGUCCACGGUGAAGCGAGCAGGCCUACUAAGUGACAUGCAUUUCCGGAGUAUUCGCACCAAACUCAUGCUGAUGUCCCGUAACGAGGAGGCCACCAAACACUUAGAGACAAGUAAACAACUGGCGUCUGCGUAUCAGGAGGAAGUGAGGGUGCGUGAGGAUCUAAUGGGUCUGGCCAUUGGUUCUCACGGCGCCAACAUCCAGCAGGCCCGCAAAGUUCCCGGCGUCACUGCCAUUGAGCUGGAAGAAGAGAGUUGCACAUUCAGGAUCUACGGAGAGACCCCAGAGGCAGUAAAGCAGGCCAGAACUUAUCUAGAGUUUAAAGAGGAUUCCUUCCAGGUUCCAAGGAAUCUCGUAGGCAAAGUUAUUGGCAAAAACGGCAAAAUUAUCCAGGAAAUAGUAGACAAAUCAGGUGUGGUUCGGGUCCGGAUCGAAGGGGACAAUGAUAAAAAGCUGCCCAGGGAGGAGGUAGGCAGGCAGGGGGCUGGCAGAGACAACAUUGUCAGCAGCCAAGAGGGAAUGGUUCCGUUUAUUUUUGUUGGAACCAAAGAGAACAUCAGUAACGCCCAGGCCUUGCUCGAAUACCACGUGGCCUACCUUCAGGAGGUGGAGCAGUUGCGUCUCGAGCGUCUACAGAUUGAUGAACAGCUCCGACAGAUUGGGGUGGGAUAUCGUGCACCCCCCAGCCGCUCUGGUUCAGGGGCCGCCGGCGAGCGUGAACGAGGCUACCUCACGGACGAGAGCACCAACUCUCUGCAGGCCACACGCACCUACGGAGGAAGAGGACGUGGGCGAAAAUCUAACAAUACAUACUCUGGCUAUGGUGAGACUACAACUCCCAUGAUGCUCCUCUGUCUUGGACAGUCUUUACAAUCGUUAAGUCUGACGUCAAGUGUGGGAUUAAAUUCGCACCAAUAGUCUUGCGGUCAUGGAUCACUGAAUGUAUAAUUUCUGCAUUGACUACAAUAGUGUUAAAGAGGAGAUAGUUACAGAAACCAGGUGGAUUUGAUAUUCAAUGAUUUAUUCACACACUUACUGUUUAUUUACAUAACUACAUAAUUGCACAAUACUAUAAGAUUAAUGUUUUAAAUAUAGCUUUAAAAACAAAAUUAUAGAUCAGGGAUAGGCAACAUCAGUUCUGGAGUGCCGCUGUCCUGCAGAGUUUAGCUCCAACCCUGAUUUAAAAAAAAAAAAAAAAAAAAAAAAAAAAAAUUGACACCCGUCUAUAGUAUUAAUAAUCCUGAAGACACUGAUUAGCUGGUUCAGGUGUGUUUGAUUAGGGUUGAAGCUAAACUCUGCACUCCAGGACCAACAUUGCCCAUCCAUGUUAUAGAAAUAUGAAUUUAAAUGGCCAGCAGGUGGUGGAAAGUUACUGUCUUUAUGAGUGAGUCUUUCAUUUAAACGUCUCAUUCAAAAUGUGGAUUCAUUAACGAAGCACUGCUGUUGCUCAGAGGCGAGCGACACAGUUCUGCUGUUUGAUGCUCCUUUCAUCAAAAUGCAAAAACGCACUCAUAAUUAACAUAUUGCUAUAUUGAUUUAUUUAACAGCUAAUCUAAUAUUGGGGAAAACACUCUUGCUGGUGUGAUUUAACUGGUGUGAUUGCAAUUGCUUAAAGAGUUAGUUCACCCAAAAAUGAAAAUUGUCAUUAAUUACUCACCCUCGUGCCGUUUUAUACCCGUAAGACCUUUGUUGAUCUUUAGAACACAAAUUAAGAUAUUUUUG
Megalobrama amblycephala (Wuchang bream) is the source of this 2791-nucleotide messenger RNA. It is a transcript of the gene fxr2, whose product is annotated as FMR1 autosomal homolog 2. Lineage: Eukaryota; Metazoa; Chordata; Actinopteri; Cypriniformes; Xenocyprididae. Gene Ontology annotation, molecular function: mRNA 3'-UTR binding; translation regulator activity; protein homodimerization activity. Gene Ontology annotation, cellular component: nucleus; neuronal cell body; presynapse. The record is from RefSeq and is a predicted model, not a curated record. Bases 548 to 1987 code for a protein of 479 amino acids. Gene Ontology annotation, biological process: positive regulation of translation; negative regulation of translation; regulation of alternative mRNA splicing, via spliceosome. The transcript has 12 exons.